Molecule: messenger RNA, 1835 nt
Organism: Panonychus citri (citrus red mite)
Lineage: Eukaryota; Metazoa; Arthropoda; Arachnida; Trombidiformes; Tetranychidae
Exons: 3
Coding region: 171-1532 (453 amino acids)
Source: RefSeq, a predicted model, not a curated record
UCUUUUUGUACUCUUUAGAUUAAUUUUACUCUACUGUUAUUCAGUAUUGGUUUUGUCUCUUUAAACGAAGUGUUUUCAUCUCAUAUUUUUACUAAAUCAAAGUCUUUUAAAUCAACAUUUGGAAAAUCAAGUAACUUCAUUAAAUUUUAUCGAAACCGAUUUCUCUGGCCAUGGAACGAGAAGAACUGGCUCUAUUUCCUGAUGGAGUUCCUGCUGAAUGGUGCUGUCCUAUUAAUCGUGCUUACGUUGUGUUGAAAAAAAUAACUGGUGGCGAAUUUUACUGGAAAAAGGCUGAUUCACUUCGCUUGAAGACCUCGGAUGAUAUUUUUCGCUGUUUCAAGAGAAAGGAACCUGUUGAUGACAGCGAUGCGUUUGUCUCAAUGAUUUUAUCUUAUGGAGACUUUGACAUGUGCAAUAAUAUUCUGGAAAAACUAAAACGAUUUCGUGAGGAAAUUUCCGGGUCAACUAAUGAGAGUCCAUCAGAAGGUUACAUCGAGGAAGAGCCUGGUAUGGACUUGAUAAUGUCUAAGAGUGAAGAAUUUGUAGGACAUCUUCAGGCCUCAAUCAACGCAUUGGAAAAGAAUUUUGAAAAGAUACAACGUGAAAUUGAUGAAAUGAAAAAAAUAAUGGCAGAAAAUACCAAGGAAAUUCUCAAUUUUCAAGCUAGAAAAGAUGAAUCAGAGUAUGACCAACCAAUGGAUCAAGAUUCUGAUGGUCAAGUAUAUCCUCAACAGGCAUUCGAUUCACACUCUGUUACAAAUGUACAAGGUGAUAAUAGCUCUGUGAACGAGAAUAACAACUCAUCAACGGCAAACGACCAAAAUGUUUCUGAUCUAAUACAAGCUGAAAAAUCUAAUUCAACAAAAAAUAGCCCAGGUAAUCCCAGGCCAAAGAGGAAGAAGAUUUAUGGAGAUAAACAGCUACUGAAUUUCCUUACAACCGCCCUUGACAAAGCGCAAACAAAGUGGGAAGAGCAUCCUGAACAAUUGAAACUUACGGGUACCAAAUCAGAGGAGAUUAAGACAUUAUUAACUUCGCCACAACGAGAUAUAUGUGAAUUUAUGAAUCAAAUCGCAGAAAUUAUUUACUCGGAAGACUCAUUUCUCAAUAUCAAUGAACCUGGAAAAGUGAUAUUAAAUUCAGAGGGUAAAGCUAAAGUAAAAAGAAUUUUUUCGUUAAUCAACAACAGAACAAUUAAGGAUAAUUUCGAAAAAAUGGUGGAAAUAAUAAGUUCUCACGGAGGCCAGUUUUACAAAAAGAAACUAAUAAAAGCAACUGUGUCCUUUGGGCCAAAUCAUAACGACACGGAACAAGCCAGGAUAAAUGGGAACUCUUAUUUUGACCAAGAAAUUUCUGAGCAAAAGGGACAGAAAAAAGUCAAUUUCAAGCGUGAAAAAGUCGAAAUCGCAACAUCCACGACCAAUGACAGUAAUGAUCAUCCUGGAGCGAGUCUUGACCCACCACACGAAGAAAACAUUCAAGGAACUGACUCGGACAAUGAAAUAUCGAUAAUAGAACCUACGUUACUCUGAGUACAUAAAGACGAAAAUAUGAAUCCAACUUCGCUAAGAUUGUCACCAGAUUCAUUUCCUGACUACGAUUAUUUACAAUUACAAUAUUAAUUUUUUACGCUUUUUGCAAUACAGAGAUUUAAUUUCAUCAGAAAAAAAUUAUAACGAUAUUAAUCAUUUUCUAGCUUCAAAUACUCUAAAAUUUUAAUUUCCAACCAAACUUAUUAACAAUGUAAAACUUUUUUUAACAUUUAUUUUGAAAACUUUUUAGACAAUUUAUAUAAUCAAAUAUUCUUUAUCAAUAAAAUUAAAGAGCUCAAAUAU